This is a messenger RNA of Podospora anserina S mat+, 2244 nucleotides long. RefSeq lists its product as uncharacterized. Gene Ontology annotation, biological process: rRNA base methylation; maturation of LSU-rRNA. Gene Ontology annotation, cellular component: nucleolus. Gene Ontology annotation, molecular function: rRNA (cytosine-C5-)-methyltransferase activity; RNA binding. Lineage: Eukaryota; Fungi; Ascomycota; Sordariomycetes; Sordariales; Podosporaceae. Bases 1 to 2244 code for a protein of 747 amino acids. The transcript is spliced from 3 exons. The record is from RefSeq and is a predicted model, not a curated record.
AUGGGUGUCGGCCGUCGCAUGAAGAAACAGGGCCCUCCCGAGCCAUUAUCGGAAGCCCACUUCGCCAACUUGAAGCGCAAAAAGGGAAUUCCAGUCGACGACAUCCCCGCCGAAGAACACUCAAGCAAGAAGCGUCGCACAGCAUCCAAGAAGCCCGAGAAGGCGAUCAAAAGCGCCACAGGAACAAAGGGAACUGGGAGACAGGCCAAUGGCUCUAAGAAGACAGCCAGCGCACCCAGCAAUGGCGUGAAGGCCUCCAAGACAAAGGGCAAGAAGGCCCCAGAGCCUCAAUCAGAUUCCGACGAGGAGAUGGAUGAUGAGUUCGAUGCCUCCGACCUCGAGGAUGAGGCUGGUUCUGAUGAGGAAUUGAAGUUGGGAUCUGACUUCCUUGGGUCGGAUGAUGACUCAGUCUACGAUUCGGAUCUGGAUCAGGAUGCAGGCAAGAAGGAGAAGUUUGUCUUCUCUGAUGAUGAAGACGAGGAUGAUGACGAAAGAGAGGAGAAGCUCACUGCCGCCAAUAUCGAAGGUCUGUCGAGGAAACUGGAUCAACAGAGGGAGGAAGAGGAGGCCGAAAACGAAGCCGAGUUGCGCGAAGAUGCCAUGCAAACAAACAUCGACGGCGACAAGCCCCAUGUUCUCGACAGCGACGACGAAGACGAAGACCUGGCCGCCAAGACCAAGAGCUUGUUGGCCCCCGAUCUCCAGAUGUUGAGAACCAGGAUAACAGAGACAAUUCGGGUGCUUGAAGAUUUCGGCGAGCUUGCUGAGGAGGGGCGGGACAGAGCCGAGUACACCAACCAGCUCUUGAAGGACGUUUGCGCCUACUAUGGCUACAACGAGUUCCUGGCGGAGAAGCUGAUGAAUCUCUUCCCCCCCAGAGAAGCGUUUGCUUUCUUCGAAGCCAACGAAAGUGCCCGUCCUGUUGUCAUCCGCACAAACACCCUUCGCACCCAUCGUCGCGAUCUCGCCCAGGCUUUGAUCAACCGCGGUGUUACUUUGGAGCCAGUUGGAAAGUGGUCCAAGGUCGGUCUGCAAGUUUUCGACUCCAACGUGCCUCUGGGUGCUACGCCCGAGUACCUCGCUGGUCAUUACAUCCUACAAGCCGCCUCUUCUUUCCUCCCCGUCAUGGCCCUGUGCCCACAGGAGAACGAGCGCUGCCUGGAUAUGGCCUCUGCACCCGGUGGUAAAACUACGCAUAUGGCGGCGCUGAUGAAGAACACUGGUGUUAUCUUUGCCAACGAUCCCAGCAAGGCUCGUGCCAAGGGUUUGAUUGGUAACAUUCACCGUCUUGGUGUCAGAAAUACCAUUGUCUGCAAUUACGAUGCCCGCGAGUUCCCUCGUGUUAUGGGCGGGUUCGAUAGAGUCUUGUUGGAUGCCCCAUGCUCGGGUACUGGUGUUAUUGCCAAGGAUCCGUCAGUCAAGACCAACAGAGACGAGAAGGACUUCCAGCAAUUGCCACAUCUUCAAAAGCAGCUGAUCCUGGCUGCGAUCGACUCGGUCAACCAUGCCAGCAAGACCGGUGGCUACCUGGUCUACUCUACCUGUAGUGUCGCUGUUGAGGAAAACGAACAAGUCGUCGCCUAUGCUUUGAGCCGCCGCCCCAACGUCAGAUUAGUCGAGACUGGCUUGCCAUUCGGUAAAGAAGGGUUCACUAGCUUCAUGGGCAAGGAGUUCCACCCCAGUCUCAAGCUGACCCGCCGCUACUAUCCUCACUUGUACAACGUCGACGGUUUCUUCGUAGCCAAGUUCCAGAAGAUCGGCCCAACGCCUCCAAAUGCUGUCCUUGCCAACGGCAAGAAGGACAAGGCUGUCACUCGCAACGUCGACGAUGAUGCCAUGGUCAUUGACAAGACCCCCAUCGCUACCGAGGAGGCUGGCGAGGAGGCGAAGGAUGACUUUGGUGGUUUCGAUGACGAUCAGGAUGCGGACUACAUUGAGCGCGCGAAGCGCAACGCCAUGAGGAGACGCGGUCUGGAUCCUAGGGCGUUGAAGAAGGGAGAGAAGAAGGAGAAGAAGGGGAUGAAGGAGGAGACGUCCGAGGAGGAGCCUACGAAGGAAGUGACCAGGGAGAAGGAAGCGCCCAAGGAGAAGGCUGAGAAGGCCGAGGCCAAGUCGGAGAAGAAGGAGAAGAAGGACAAGAAGGAGAAGACCAAGGAGACACCCAAGGUCGAGAAGGCGGAGGAGAAGACUACGGAGAAGGCGAAGCCCAAGGAGAAGAAGGAGAAGGUGAAGGCUAAAAAGUAG